GAGUUGUUUGUAUGAAUCAACAGGGCCAAUCGGAGUUUUAAAUAGUAUUAUCUCUUGUGACGGUUCCUCCCCGUUAACGACUAUUACUUGUCCUUUCACUCAUCCUCAUCAUCAGUCAUCGCGCCGGGCGCUCUUUCUCUUUAAACCGCCAUCAUGGCGAACGUAGCUACCCGUAAAAAAUCAAUAGCAGCGAAUCCCGGUCUUGUAAUCGAAACUCCAGUCGCUAACAACAAUAUCCUCAACAAGGCAGCUUCUCAAUCGACAUCUCUCUACCAGCAAUGCUCUUCCUUGCGAACUCGUUUAAUGCGCAUCCCUGGCUUUUCAAACUUCUUUAUACUGUCAUCACAGUCGGGCUCUCUUCGUCAAUCCACCGAUCCUGUCACACAACUAUGGGACUGCUUCUCACUAGGAAUAUCACUUUGUUUCCUUUACGAGCUUCUUCCUGGCAGAACAACUCCACCUACAGUCAAGACAGAUCCUUCUGUAUUCGACGUCAGUAAUGAACGCGCAAAGAAACACGCCAUUGCAGUCUUCGUCAUGAAUAUCAAGAAUUUGGACAAUUGCGAACAGUUCACAGUGACAGAUUUAUGGGAGAGACACUCUACAGAUGGGCUAGUAAAGGUCGUCAGCACCGUGACCACCAUUGUUAACAUGUUGCCGUCCGCAUUAUUCGAUGCAGCCCCUUUGUCACCACCAUUGAUGUCCACGCAUGAUUCAAUUGACUCGUUAGUGGGUGAUGUGCAAAACACGCCCGUUCCCUCCUGCCCACAAGAUGUCGCUCGGAAUAAUAUUAUCAGGGAAUUGGUGGAGACCGAACGGAAAUACGUCCAAGACUUGGAGGUCAUGCAGAGAUAUGCUACGGCAUUGUCCCAAAGCAAUACAAUUGACCAGGAUACCAUCCACUACCUUUUCCCAGGACUGAACAAGCUGUUGAACUUCCAAAGGAAGUUCCUUAUUCGAUUGGAGAGCACUGCAGAGAUGGCGUGGCGGGAUCAGCGCUGGGGACUUCUCUUUCUGGAAAAUGAAGAGGACUUUGCAGUAUACGAACCCUACUGCGCAAACUAUACCAAUGCAGUAGAUCUCAUGGUGGCGGAGGAGCAGAAUCUUUCGGUCCAUAAUAAUUUGAUCAACGCCAAAUCGGAACUGCCCGCCUUUCUGAUCAAACCAGUCCAGCGAAUUUGCAAAUACCCACUGCUCCUUGAUUCGCUUAUUAAGGCUACAUCUGCCAGCGAUUACCCCCAUUUCGAGGAACUGCAAGCUGGAUCCGCAGCUGCUAAGCGCAUUACCGAUAAGAUUAAUGAGGCACAAAGACGAGCCGAAAAUGUUCAGACGGUCAAAAAUCUGGAAGGCCGCGUACAAGAUUGGAAAGGUCAUCAUUUGUCCAAUUUUGGCACUCUCCUCCUGGAUGAUAUUUUCACCGUCACCAAGUCUGACGUCGAUCGGGAAUACCACGUAUUUCUCUUCGAGAAGAUCAUACUUUGUUGUAAGGAGGCAGCACCUCCCCCUCAAAAUAGCAAGCGCGGUGGAAAGAAUAAUUCUAUUCUUAAAAAGCAGAAUGGCUUACAUGCACCUACUCCACCUCCCAUGACCUCACCAAACAAGCGAAAGGACACUCCUCUCCUGUUGAAAGGUCGUAUUUUCUUGAACAACGUCACCCAAGCUAUUCCUAGCUCGAACCGGAAUUCAGUUGUCAACCCCCAUUCCCUGGCUGUGUGGUGGCGAGGUGAUGAUGACCUCGAGUUCUUCACUCUUCGUUGCCGAUCCGAAGAGCAGCUACGACAGUGGGAGGCUCAGAUUAAUCGUCUCAUCAGGGAAGUUGCCAGUCGAAGGGCGUCGGAACGAAAUUUCUCCCAGCUCAUGGCUCAACACAGCAGUCAUGCCUCCGUUCCUGCUGUGCAUAUGGCACGUUCACCGUCAUAUGCCCAUGACCGUGGUUCCUCGUUGAUGUCACAUGCCCACCCCCUACAUAGCCUUCCACCCCACCCAGCCAGCAGUCGUCAUCGUGUCAAUGCAUACAGCACUAGUGAUGAUGUCUCGGUGGCUGGAUCUUAUUCUAAUGGUAGCCAACUUGGUUACUCGUCCACAGAGGGUUUCGAGUUCGAUGUAGAUGACGAGUUUGAGGAUUACCCUGCUGCAAGCCUACCGUCGUCCGGUCGUGGCACACCCAUGGGUAUGCAUCGAAUGCAGAGCAUGCCUAUCGAGCCACGCGAGUCUGCUAUUGUCGACGAUCGCCCCCGAGCCAGGACGGAAGACAUCAACGGUCACGUCAUGUCGCAAUGGCGGUCGACCAAUGGCGUUUUGCCUCCGCCACCUGGAGCCAAUUCCCCCAUUCUCCAUUCCCAUCGCCCCAUGGCGAACAGGGUCCAUUCUACUGCGAGCUUUGGAACUGACCGUCCGCCUCGGAUGCCUUUGCAAGGCCAAAUCAGCUCUUCGAAGCUGAAGGCCUUGUACGAUAGUGGUGGUUCCCGUAGUGUUACGACAUCACCAGCUAUGAAUGGCAGUACUGCACCUCCGUUGAACAGAUCGCGGAGUGCUAGUCAGCCUAGCGCAUACGUACCACAAGUGCCUGUGCCUCCUCCUGUUCCCAGUAACGCAAAGUGGGCUCAUCGUUCAGAGGAUUCCGCUACUUCGAGUAGUAAACGGGGUAGUGGAUCGAGUCAGUCGACGGGUGGGGGUUCGUCAGAAGAGUCACCACAUAGCUCUUCGCCGAUCACUCCAUUCGGAUCUAGCGAAUCAUCUCUUGGUGGCUCAGCUCUCCGAUCUCCUCGGUCACAGACAUUUGAGAGUUUGAUAUCUAACGGCACCCACCUCGCUUUUUCACCUCCAGUCAAGGUGAAAGUCCACUUUAACGAGGACAUAUUCGUCAUCCAGGUUCCGCGAAGCACAGAAUAUUACGACCUUGUCGACAAAGUCGGCAAGAAAAUACGUCUUUGUGGGCCGCGCCGCGACGAUACCCCUUUGCGAGUAAGAUAUCGGGAUGAGGACGGGGAUAUGGUGUCUCUAGGCUCCACCGAAGAUGUCCAAAUGGCUUUCGAAUCGUUCCGACCGGGCGGGCAGGUCACACUCUACGUGACAUGAUUCUAUCCUUAUCAUAUCGCAUCGCUAUCUUGUCUUCCACUCUUCGACCUUCGCAUACAUAAUUUGCUGUUUCCCAGUGGACUCGCACUUCUCUGUUUGUACAUAAUAUAUGUAUCACUGGCAUGUUCACACCACAUUCGUUCUAUAUGGUUUUCUCUAUCGCUUUCUGACCUCCUUGAUUCAGGUGCUCAUCAGGCUCGAGGCCAUCCUAUGUGGUUCGCAUUUCUUUGAUAAUCUACAUGGCUCUCUUCCUUCCUUGGUAGUACUUUGAAUCCUUGGCAUCCGUAUCAUCUAAAAGUGGAGCACUAGUCACGUGUAAUUUUUAUUAGAAUACUGCACUCAUUGCUACGUUUCAAAUACAUCAUGUCGUCUGUACAGAGCUGUACGGGUGUCCUUUGCAUCUUACAUUGAU
Messenger RNA from Suillus subaureus, 3490 nucleotides. RefSeq lists its product as uncharacterized. Gene Ontology annotation, molecular function: protein binding; guanyl-nucleotide exchange factor activity. Gene Ontology annotation, cellular component: mating projection tip; division septum; cytoplasm. The transcript has 7 exons. Gene Ontology annotation, biological process: establishment of cell polarity; septin ring organization. The record is from RefSeq and is a predicted model, not a curated record. Lineage: Eukaryota; Fungi; Basidiomycota; Agaricomycetes; Boletales; Suillaceae. Bases 154 to 3078 code for a protein of 974 amino acids.